GCGUGCGGCAUGUUUGGCCACAGCAAGAACUCGAAGAAGUGCCCGCUGUACUGGCAGACGCAGCAGCAGCGGCGCGAGGAGGAGCAGAGCCAGUACAACCGGGACGUGGAGCGGCGCGGGACGGUGCUCAAGAUCCACGCUGGCGCGGUCAAGGCGACCGAGAACAAGGUGGUCAUCGGGGGCGAGAAGCUGCGCCGCAUCAAGCGCAAGCAGGAGGAGGAGGCCUCCCGCGAGCGCAAGCGGGCGCGCGCCUCGCGUGGCGCCGCCGGCCGCAGAGCAGGCAACCCGCUCGUGACGCUCAACAACGAGCUCAAGAAGGUCGCCGACGAGCUGCGCCGUGCGCAAGAGUACGAGCCGUUUGUCCUGCCCGUCGCAAAGUACAUCCCGUCGUACACGUCGCACAUCGCCCGGCCGAUGGACCUGCACACCAUGGGCCUCAACUGCGACAAGCAGGCGUACAGCCGCGCCGCAGCCUUCGAGGCCGACCUCGACCUCAUCGCCUCCAACUGCCACGACUUCAACACGAAGCACAACCAGAACCUGCACCUCGAGCCGAUCGCGCGCGCCCUCGCAGAGCGUGGCAAGGCGCUCGUCGCCGCGCGCCGCGAGGCCAUCGCGGCCAUCGAGGCGCAGCUCGAGCGCGACGCUCUCGCGCCGCCGCUCGCGCGCCGCCCAAAGCGGCCGCACACCAGCCGCUCCUCGCGCGGCGCGGGCUACGCCUCCCUCGCCGCCCUCCCCAGCAGCAGCGCCGCCGGCAGCUCCUCCUCCGCCUUCGACGCCGCCUCCUCCGCCUUCGAUGGCGACGACGCCUCCUCCGUCGCCGACUCGUCCGCCCUCGACGCCUCCUCCGUCGGCGGCGGCUCCGACGGCGAGGGCGGCUACGCGGUCGACGCCGCCUCCGAGGCGGGCUCGUCCCUCUUCGACCAGUCCGAGGGCGAGGCCGACGGCGCGUCCGCCUUUGGCGAGUCGGAGGUCUCUGACGGUGGGGCGUCCGAAGUGUCCGAGCUCACGUUUGGAGCGCCUUCAGAGGGCGGCUUCUGA
Molecule: messenger RNA, 1041 nt
Organism: Emiliania huxleyi CCMP1516
Lineage: Eukaryota; Haptophyta; Isochrysidales; Noelaerhabdaceae
Exons: 2
Coding region: 10-1041 (343 amino acids)
Biological process (GO): transcription by RNA polymerase II; RNA polymerase II preinitiation complex assembly
Cellular component (GO): transcription factor TFIID complex
Molecular function (GO): histone acetyltransferase activity; RNA polymerase II general transcription initiation factor activity; TBP-class protein binding
Source: RefSeq, a predicted model, not a curated record